Molecule: messenger RNA, 4641 nt
Organism: Penaeus indicus
Lineage: Eukaryota; Metazoa; Arthropoda; Malacostraca; Decapoda; Penaeidae
Gene: Hmgcr
Product: 3-hydroxy-3-methylglutaryl-coenzyme A reductase-like
Exons: 15
Biological process (GO): isoprenoid biosynthetic process; sterol biosynthetic process; coenzyme A metabolic process
Cellular component (GO): peroxisomal membrane; endoplasmic reticulum membrane
Molecular function (GO): protein binding; hydroxymethylglutaryl-CoA reductase (NADPH) activity; NADP binding
Source: RefSeq, a predicted model, not a curated record
UUUAUUCUUCAUUUUUCUUUUUUCUUUUACAGGAGUACCAGGGUUUGGACGUAGUUGUUAUGACGAUCCUGAGGUGCUCAGCGCUGCUCUACACGUACCACCAGUUCCGUACACUUCAUAGAAUUGGGUCCAAGUAUAUUGUUGGAAUCGCAGGAUUGUUUGCUGUAUUUUCAAGUUUUGUAUUUUGCUGCUCCGUUAUCAAGCUCCUUGAUAGUGAUGUCUCAGAUCUGAAGGAUGCACUCUUCUUCUUCUUGCUGUUGGUUGACCUCAGUAAGGCAAGCCUCCUGGCCCAGUUUGCCCUGUCGUCCUCUAAUCAGACUGAAGUGCACACCAACAUCGCCUGUGGGAUGGCUCGCCUCGGACCCUCCCUCACGCUGGAUACAAUAGUUGAGGCGCUGGUUAUUGGUGCCGGAACGCUCUCAGGUGUCAGCCGCUUAGAACAGAUGUGUGCCUUUGCCUGCCUGUCAAUCAUAGUCAACUAUGUUGUAUUCAUGACCUUCUUCCCUGCGUGCCUCUCCCUCGUUCUGGAGCUGUCGAACCGGUGUUCCUCCGGUCAGCCUCCGUGGCAGAUGGCAACUCUCGCCCGCGCGAUGGUGGAGGAGGAGAAGCCAAAUCCUGCUGUUCAGCGUGUCAAGGUCAUCAUGUCGGCAGGGCUCCUCUUGGUCCACGGGAUUACCAGGUGGUCUCUUUCCCUCACCGAUAGCUCCAGCAGCACGCAAGAUGUCCCGCAGUCUUUCAACUCCUCCACAGACCCCCACAUCAUAGUGAGGUUGCUGAAUGCUGGGCUUGACCACAUUGUUUUCAUGGUGAUGCUGGUAGCACUAAUCAUCAAGUACGUUCUAUUUGAGUCACAAGGCCAGCUUGAAGAGAAUCUUAUUCACGAUAGUCUUAUUACACCUCAAGACACUUUGGACAACUCAAGGAUAAAUAAUAAAGGAGGCUUAAACACAUCAGGAAUACUCCGCCAGCGCACCAGAAGCAGGACAACUAGUUGCAACUCACAGUGGGAAGAGAUCCCACCAAAGAAAACAGACUGUGGUUCUCAGACAGACAAAGAAGCAAUGAGCCUUAGGGGAUAUUGUCUUGAAAAGGAGGAUGAGAAACCCCCAAGAAGCAUCGACGAAUGUCUUCUGAUCAUGAACUCUGAGGCAGGUGUGAAGUCCCUGACAGAUCAAGAGAUUGUGCAAAUGGUGGAGAAGAAGCACGUGCCAGGCUACAAGUUGGAGACAGUGCUGGGAGACCCACUAAGGGCAGUGGCCAUUCGCAGGAGUGUCGUUGCGCCUCACACUGCAUCCCAGAAUUCCUUGGAGACUUUACCCUUUGAUCACUAUGAUUAUACAAAGGUAAUGGGAGUGUGCUGUGAAAAUGUCAUAGGGUACGUGCCAGUACCUGUCGGUGUCGCAGGGCCACUGCUGGUCAAUGGGAAGAAAUACAUGAUACCCAUGGCAACAACUGAAGGCUGCUUAGUAGCCUCGACAAACCGUGGAUGUCGAGCACUUGUUGGUGGUGUCAAAAGUGAAGUGAUCCGUGAUGGCAUGACUCGUGCUCCAAGUGUAAGGAUGCCCACAGCUGCCCAAGCUACGCAAGUGUACAAGUGGAUUCGGAAGAAGGAGAACUUUGCCAUCAUCAAAGAGGGAUUCGAUUCCACAAGCCGGUUUGCUCGUCUUCAAGAUUUGCACGUUGGUUUGGCAGGAAGGUUGCUCUACAUGCGCUUUGUGGCCCAGACUGGUGAUGCUAUGGGGAUGAACAUGGUCUCAAAGGGCACAGAAGCAGGACUAAAAGCCUUGAAGAACCAUUUUCCAGAGCUUGAAGUUUUGAGCGUCAGUGGCAACUAUUGUGUGGACAAGAAACCGUCUGCAAUAAACUGGAUUGAGGGUCGUGGAAAGUCUGUAGUUUGUGAAGCCGUUGUUCCUGGCAAAGUGGUAACAUCAGUCUUGAAAACCACAGUCGCUGCUCUCGUGGAGGCUAAUGUGACGAAGAAUUUGAUUGGGUCCUCUUUGGCUGGUUCCAUUGGAGGCAACAAUGCCCAUGCUGCAAAUAUUGUGGCUGCUGUGUACAUUGCUUGUGGACAGGACCCGGCCCAGGUCGUGGGUAGCAGUAAUUGCAUGACGCUGAUGGAGUCUUGGGGCGAGCACAACGAGGACCUCCACAUCACGGUCACGAUGCCCUCACUAGAGGUGGGAACGGUCGGGGGCGGAACGGGACUUCACCCACAGUCUGCCUGCCUGAACAUGCUGGGGGUCAAAGGUGCCCACAAAGACACUCCAGGGGAGAACUCCUGCCAGUUUGCCAAGAUCUUGGGAGCAACAGUCCUGGCCGGGGAGCUAUCACUCAUGUCAGCUUUGGCUGCAGGGCACCUAGUGAAGAGUCACCUGGCACAUAACAGGGCCAAGGCUGAAGUGCCAGCCUCCAGCUCCUCCCCAACUCCCACACCGGCCCCUGCCAGUGGCACAAAAGUAGUCGAGGAAACAAAAGCAGAGACUGAGGCAGCUCCUUCCACCGAGAGCAGCCGCUCCCAAGAGGGGGAAAAGGAGAGUGGGAUCACAGGGAGCGUUCAGGCAUGCAAAGAUCCGGCAGACCUCUCUGUUCCACACUCGAGGGAGAGGUAGAAGCAGAGGAGCUGUGUUAUAUAUUUUUUCUACUUUUUCAUUUGUAUACCCUACUUAUUCUUUCUUCCUUUCUUUCUUUCUUUUUCUCUUUUUUUCAAAAGUGUCACGUUUUUCUUUCUGUCUUUCAUUCAUGGGUGCUGAAAUAUUUUUACAGACGCUGAAUCCAGAAGAUUCAGAUCUAUUUAAUGAAAGUGGUAGUUAUAGAGGAAAACCUUGGAGGAUUUAGUAGGAAAAAUACAUACAUUGAUUACUAUGUACCCUGAAAUGUUAAAGGUAGAUUAGGAUCUAAUAGUAUCAUCAUCAUUUAUAGUUGUUUUGUUACCUCAUUUGUUGCUGUUUUCAUGCAUACAUCACUAUUAACAUAUUUGGGUAGCUUUUUUUAUGAAUUGUCUGCUGCAAACCAAAUUGGAGAGACAUACCUAUGUUUGGUUUAUAUUUUGUUUAGUUUUUUUCUUUUCUUUUCUUUCCUUUUUUCUUUCUUUUUUUCUUAUUUUCUUCGAGCAGUAUUUCUCUAGAAUUCUUUCUUUCCCUUCUGUGCUCUCUUUUUGAACAUGUUUUCAUCUUGCCAUCAAUUUUCCUUCUUUCAUAUUGAGGUAAUCAGUUGCUUUGCCUCCUAGGCUAAAUACAAAUUAAUUUAUUUAAGUCUUUGAGUAUAUGUAUAAGUAGAAGGAAAAGAAAUGAUGAUUUGUAUGAUAUUUUCUUAAGAGAUCAAAUAUUUUGUAAAAAGUUAAUUUAUCAGAUCCCUUAUUUAUCUUUUGUAAUUUAUUAAACCAUAUGUAAAUGUGUGAAGGAAAAGUACUAUUUCCUAUGUAUAUUAUGUCAGAAUCUAUAAGCUUCCAUUCCUGUUUUGUGCAUGGUGUCUUUAUUCAGGUAAAUGAAGAAACAAGUAAAGAAUAUACAAUUCAGAAGCUUUUUUUUUUUUUUUUUUUUUUUUUAGAAUGAAGUCUUUGAAUUUUCCUUCGACCCAAAUUGUAAAGACAUAUCGCAAGUAAUCAUAGAUAAUGUGACUUCUCAUUUUGUAUAUUUUGGGUGAAGUGCGUGAUGACCAUGACAAUAAUUUGGGGCACUUCUGUUAAGAUUAAGAAAGGAUAGUGUAGCAAGGAGUGGGGGGAAUGACUAACUUCUGUGCAGUCUAUCAUUUGUAACAUGGAAAUUCCAUUUGGAAAACGGUUUUUGAUUGUAAGUCUCUCCUAAAUCUAAAACAACUCAUUCAAGGAAAUUUAAUUUAUUUCUCAUAAAGCUUGAUGCAUGUAUUGAUUUAAAAGGAAUGAAGAGAAAAAAUCUGAAGAAUCUAAGGUCUUAUCAAGAGUUCACAUCUCAAUAAUUAAAGAAUUAGUGGCUAUUUUUAAGGUGUAUUUUCAUAGUGAUGAUAGAAACUGCCAUCAGUAAAUUUUGGCUUUUUCAUUCUUUUUUUUUUUCUUCAUCUUUUUUUUUUCUACAUAUCAAAAGAAAUUGUAAAUAGAAGUAAAGGAAGUUGUAACCUUUUUGGCAUUUUUAGAACUUUUUUUUCACUUUCUCCAUGAUAAAGUAAGAAUACUAUUAAUUUCAUCAUACAUUUUAAGGAUGAAACUCCCAUUUAAAUUUUCUGUUUUAGUAAUUCAUAUUACUUCUGUAAAUACAUUGUGUUGUUAUGUUAAGGCAUUGGUGCUUUCUCUUGUGUUGAAUGGAUUUAGUUAGCUUUGCCUCUUAUCACAACACACACACACAUGCACACACUUGUACACAUAUGUAUACCUACAGAUGCACAUGCCCACUCUCACUCACUCACACACUUGAAUUAAUCAGUUAAAAUCACAGUGGACACAGCAGAAAUAUAUGCCUUCCACUACCAGGUUAUGCACACAUGUAUAUAUAUACACACACACAUUACAAAGGAGCAUAUUUUUUAGCCAAUGAUGGAUUUCUAAAGAAUUUACACUAUGGAAUAUUCAUGCCACUAAUACUGUAUGUGGUUUGAAAGACAGCUGAAAGGAUUGUAUGGGUUCAUGUGUGUGAAAUAUAAUUGCAAAUUAUAUGGCACUAGAAUGGAAAA